This is a messenger RNA of Trematomus bernacchii (emerald rockcod), 956 nucleotides long. Its product is annotated as CTP synthase 1-like. The record is from RefSeq and is a predicted model, not a curated record. Gene Ontology annotation, biological process: CTP biosynthetic process; pyrimidine nucleobase biosynthetic process. NCBI's taxonomy places the organism in Eukaryota, Metazoa, Chordata, Actinopteri, Perciformes, Nototheniidae. Gene Ontology annotation, molecular function: identical protein binding; CTP synthase activity. Gene Ontology annotation, cellular component: cytoplasm; cytoophidium.
ACGCCAACUCCACUGAAUUCGACCCCGACACAAAGCAUCCUGUGGUGAUCGACAUGCCCGAACACAACCCGGGUCAGAUGGGCGGCACCAUGCGGCUCGGGAAGAGACGCACCAUCUUCAUGACCAACAACAGCGUGCUGCGAAAACUCUACGGAGACGCAGAAUAUGUGGGACGAGAGGCACAGACACCGCUUUGAGGUGAAUCCGGAGCUGAAGAGCCACUUUGAGGAGAGAGGUUUCCGCUUCGUGGGUCAGGACGUGGAGGGAGAGAGGAUGGAGGUCAUCGAGCUCGACGAUCAUCCGUACUUCGUGGGGGUUCAGUACCACCCAGAGUUCACCUCCCGCCCCAUCAAGCCCUCCCCCCCGUACCUGGGGCUGCUGCUGGCUGCCGCCGGGAAGCUGCCGGGGUAUUUAGUGAAGGGCUGCCGGCUAUCACCACGCGACACGUACAGCGACCGCAGCGGCAGCAGCAGUCCAGACUCAGAGAUCUCAGAACUCAAAAUGCCUUCACUCUCUAAUGAAUGACUUUGAGGAACAAAAUAAAAUGUUUGUGUUUUCAGAAGUGUCUUAAUGGACCUCCAGAUGGUUUGUGUCUGAAUGGACCUACAGAUGGUUUGUGUCUUAAUGGACCUCCAGAUGGUUUGUGUCUUAAUGGAGCUACAGAUGGUUUGGGGAAACUACAUUUUCAGUUUGAACAAACUGAAGCACACUAUAUCUUCAGUUGGACGGAUGACACCAAAGAUGGUUUCACGCCUGUUAGUUUUUUGUUUCAUAUCAACACGUUUUCAAACCUCACAUCAACACGUUUUCAAACCUCACCGCUGCCUCCUUCAGUUUGACAGUUUUGCAGCUCGGCACAUUGAAGAAUGAAUGACAAUAAAGUGAUGAGCGAUAUUUCUUUACUAUGAGGACCUGUGCACCUGAUGAAAUAAAAAGAACUGAAUUAUGCACUAACA